Yarrowia lipolytica CLIB122 is the source of this 843-nucleotide messenger RNA. RefSeq lists its product as uncharacterized. The record is from RefSeq and is a predicted model, not a curated record. Gene Ontology annotation, biological process: maturation of SSU-rRNA from tricistronic rRNA transcript (SSU-rRNA, 5.8S rRNA, LSU-rRNA). Lineage: Eukaryota; Fungi; Ascomycota; Dipodascomycetes; Dipodascales. Gene Ontology annotation, cellular component: 90S preribosome; nucleolus.
AUGAAGCGAGACUCAAACAGAAAUCUGGUUCGAAAGCGAGCUGACGACAGUGAUUCGGACGAUUACAACACAUUUGCCGGUCUGGAGAAGGACUCUGGGCCCGAAGAAAUGAGCUCGUUAUCGUUCGGAGCCAUUCGCAACGCGCAAAAGAAUCUCGAUAAGGAGAACGAAGACGACAGCGACAGUGACAGCGACUCGGGACCCGAAGAAAACUCCGGAGGGUACGAGAGAAGCUCUUACAAGGGCAAUAACAAGGGCAAGGGCAACAACAAGGAAGAUGGAGGACCCAAGAAGAGACUCAAGCAUGCUCCCAGUGAAGCUUCCAGUAAGAAGCGAGUGAGUGUGAUCCGACCUAUCCCUGGUCUGACCAUGACGAAAUCCGGAGCUGACUCUGCUUCACGUGACUCCAAGCUCUACAGAGAUAUCCGUUUUGAUGCCACCUAUGGAAAGGCUAAUGAGGACCGUGUUCGAGAGGACUAUGCAUUUUUGGAUGAGUACCGACGAGAGGAGAUUGCGGAGCUGCAGGCCAAGCUGAAGAAAACGGAGGAAUCGUACAUUCGAUCCCAGAUCCAGACACAGAUCCAGUCGCUGCAGUCGAAACUCAAGACUCUGGAGAAGCGAGACUUCCGAAAGAAGGUGCUGAACGAGCACAGACAGCAGCAGAGAGAGCAGGCCAAGGAUGGAAAGAACCCUUACUAUCUGAAGCGAAGCGACCAGCGAAAGCUGGUGCUGACGGAACAGUUCAAGACUAUGAAGAAGAAGGAUAUCGAUCGAGCCAUCGAGCGACGACGAAAGAAGAUCACUGGAAAGGAGAAGAAGGAUAUGUUCAGUGGGCGGGAUUAA